Oncorhynchus mykiss (rainbow trout) is the source of this 5146-nucleotide messenger RNA. The record is from RefSeq and is a predicted model, not a curated record. NCBI's taxonomy places the organism in Eukaryota, Metazoa, Chordata, Actinopteri, Salmoniformes, Salmonidae.
GUCUCUCUGAAUUGUGAUUGGUCACACGACAUAUGUGAGGCCCUCCAACAUCAAGAACGUGCAAUUAAUCAUGUAGGCUAAUUGGGAAUCACGUGGAGCAGACCGAGAGGGUUGGGGUUGGUUGAUGGUAGGAAGAAGAUGCUCCCUGGUCCUUUCUAUAUUGACCAAGAGUGGAAACUGACCAGGGGAGGGAUAAAGACGUGAUCCAACGCGGAGCGGGGCCCGACACGUCCAGGCAAAAACACAGGGGGGACAGGGACUGAUAUAGACUAAAGACAAGCUGGACCGAACAUGGCAGAAGGAGUCUGCAAGACCGAAGAGGAUGAAGGACCAAGUACCGAGGAGGAUUCGGAAUCUUUCCACGGUGUCGGCGUAUGUAAAUGGUUUAACGUGCGCAUGGGCUUUGGGUUUUUGUCCAUGACCAACCGAGAGGGGGUCCCGCUCGAGUCUCCGGUCGAUGUGUUCGUCCAUCAGAGUAAGCUGCACAUGGAGGGCUUCCGCAGCUUGAAGGAGGGCGAGGCGGUCGAGUUCACCUUCAAGAAGUCAGCCAAAGGCCUGGAGUCCCAGAGAGUCACUGGGCCAGAGGGCACACACUGUGUGGGCAGCGAGAAGAGACCCAAAGGCAAGAGCGUCCAGAAACGGCACUCCAAGGGAGAUAGGUGCUACAACUGCGGAGGCCUGGACCACCAUGCCAAGGAGUGCAAGUUGCCGCCCCAGCCCAAGAAGUGCCAUUUCUGCCAGAGCAUUUCCCACAUGGUCGCCAACUGCCCAAUCAAAGCACAGCAGUCCUCGCCACGUUCUCAGGGAAAGCCCUCCUCCUUGAAAGGGGACGAGGAGGAACACGGCCACUCGGCCCCUCCCCCCGUGAGCUCCGAUUGAACGAGGAGACGCAGGAAGGAAGCUUGGGGAAGCUUUACUGGAUAGAUGGCCGCUAAGUUUCCUUUCAACUGUAUAAGACGCUUUUGGAACUACCUCAGGUUUUUGUAAACAAAACGAUCAUGAAGAAAGAAUGUUGCUGAAUUUAAUAUUUUGUGGUAUAACUCUCACAAAUACAGCUGUAUUAUUAUAGCACUCAGGAAAUAUUUGUAAAAAUGUAUGGAACCGCUAUUGAGGGGUUUAAAUUUGUAAUAAGUUAUGGCACAUCACAUAUUAUUUUGAUGUCUUUAUAGAAUAGAAAGUUGUUUAUUUUUCACUGAGAAGAUCAUGAGAAACCAUGCCACUCACACUAGUAUGCUACUAUACUAAACUCACCAGGAAGCUUAAAAUCACAGUGUCAAGUAGAUAGCUAAACACUUUUGCUGUCUUACAACUUCUUGACUUUCCUGAUUGUUACACCCCACUAUAUCCGACGAAGACAGAGUUGUGACACUACACCUCUGCAAUGGGUGGUAAUGGGCGGGCACAUCCGAACCAAUACAUAGGCAAUGUAUUGGCGGCUACCAAUAUUGUUGGUGACCAUGCAGAUGUCCUGGGGACAAAUGAAUGUCAAAACAAAAAGUAUGGCAUUUAUGGCCAGCUUUCGGUUGUUGUUGUGGUUGCGUCAUUUCUGUUUCAUGUCUGAUCUGCUGCUGCUACAUUACAACCAUACUCGAGAACCCUACAGGUGUAGGAUCUUAAUUUGAUCACUCUUUUUGUUGCUGAGAAUUUUCCCGCACACUAGGAAAUGCAACUUGUAGUGUAUCCAAGACUUCUAAAGUUUGUGAUUUCCACUUGAAAAUGUCAAGACUUGAUUUUCCCUAAAGAAAUAUGUAUCAAUCCUUCAAUCAAUCCAUUCAUUAUAAUCCACAUGAUAAUUCACAUUUCCUGUUGCUGUAGAUUUAUUUUCCUGCAGUAGCAAACUGCCUUAAAUUAAGAUCUUACAUCUCUAUAAUCAACUUCAUCAUCCUCUGCUCAUCAGUAUUUGGAAUUUAAUCACUGACUCCAGUAAUCACACCAAUACCUGUGAAAUGUAUCAAACAUAAGUAAUUUAUCAUGUAGAAAUCAGAUGCAAGAUUUUAACGGAUUACUGAGGUUGAUUCAUAAAUCUACAUAAUCAUACUUGUCCUGGUUAUACUUGACAGUCGAAGCAGCAGCAGCAUCAGGCUUUGUCUACUGUCUUAGAAAAAAAGGUGCUGCUUAGAACCAUAAGGGUACUUCGAAUGAAAAAGGCUGCAUGUAGAACCCUUUCCCACCACAAAGAACCCCUUUGAGAACACAUUUUUUCAAGAGUAAAAGCGGGAGCAACACAUUUUUAUUCACUGUCGUCAAUUACUAGGUACUUAUUUAAGACAUUGCCUCCAAAGCUGCUUGUGAGGACUACACAGGAACACCACAGUCGUAUUCACAAGGCACCAAACGGAAGAAAAUGGACUGAAACAGGGAGGGACUACCAGAUUUUGUCCAAUAAGAAACGCUUGUUUUCGUUUUUUUGCGAAUCGUUUCUGCUACGGCGUGCACUAAUGAAAAUCGACCCAGCCCUGCAUGGAGGUGCAUGUAGAACUAGCUAAGCCAAUCAGCCUUUACUCCCGUUUUACAGGAGAAGCUGAAAGACAGACCUCUAACAUCCAAUUAAUAUAUAUUUAGAAUUAUUAUGAAGCCUUUUAAAAAUAGUCCUUGUUAUUUAUUUGUAUCUAAAUUGCGCUGCAGCUUCUCCUCAUAUUCAGGUUAAGGUCACUCCGUGAUUGCCUGGUCCCAGCUCUGUUUGUGCUGUCUUGCCAACUCCUAUGGUCAUUGUUACGCCAAACAAAAACAGAUCUAGGACCAGGUUAACUGUGGUGGGUUUUCCAUCCCAUACUAGACAUACUAGACAUCAGAUAUCUUAGCCAUUCGUGUCUGCCUUUAUCUUAUUCAAGGAAACACCUCAAAUCUAAGUUUGUCAGAUACCUCAAAGGGGUCUCCUGUUGAGAUAAAUCCAUGUCCCAGGCUAGUUUUGUAUCCAGCCAUGCCAUAAUCCAAAAUGGAAUUGCAGUGCUUAUCUUUUCCAUUAAUUUGGAGUUGAGGCAUAUAGCUGGAUCUACACCACCAAUGGCAUAGGAUGUGGAUUCAUCUUGACAUAAGACUACUUUUGUUGUCUAAAAACAUCUCACAAAGUUUAGAAUGACCCCUUUAAUAACUCUGUUGUUCUCUUUACUUUGCCUUGUAUGAUUUACUGCUACACACAAUUAGCGUUCCAGUGUUGUGAAUCUUCUCUUUUUAUCUAUGCCAAAACCAAUGCAAAUGUCACUCUUGCACUAAUCAUGUAGGAGAUGCAUUGUUGUAUUCUAUUCUAUUCAGUUUAAUCUUAUGAAUAUGUGUUCCAUAUUUUAUAUUUUGAUACCAUACAAGAUACGUAUGGUAUGGUAUGUAGGUGGUGAACGAAACGUAUACAUAACCUCCACUCAGGCUCGUCUCUCAGGAAUCACAAAUCUGACAACUCAGGGAAUACUUCAGAUUUUUUUUCGAAGGCUUGGAUGGAGGAGGGUUGGGGAGGGACGGGAUUGGGGUGCAAUGUUUGUCUAUAUUAGUUGUAUGUGUGCAGUGAAAGACAAGGGCGUGUUCGUUCUGGUGCCAAAUCAAAGUGCAUGACAAGAAAACGGUAGAGGACCUCUGGGUCCAGUUUUGAAUGUCUCGGCAUAACAGUAAAACUAUUUUUCUCUAAUCCGCACAAAAUGGUUUAAAAUGGCAGUCAAUCAUGAAGAAUAAAACAAAUUCAUAGCGUGUCCUUAAAACUAGUCUUCAAAUGUUUUGACACGUGAGACGAUAUGAGUUAUUACACACUAUAUUAAAUACUUAUACUUUGUCAACAUAUCUAAUACCACAUCUGCUGAUGUUCUCUAUUAUUUUGCCCUACAUAAUAAUAUGUCAUGACAGGCCUAUACUAUUCCUCUAUUAUUGUAUUUUUUCCCUCUAUAAUCGUUGUUGAUGGGGAGUUUAUGAGAAUAUUGUUACCAAAUUAAAGGAUUGGGUUAGUAGUAUUAGACAUAUUGGGGUUGUCUCGUCUCAAUAGGUGGAUUGCCCAGAUUGUUGUUAUUGGGUGAUGGGAUAUAUUAUUUCCCAAGUCGUACAGGUUUAAGGAAGUGAUACAUGUUUUAACUCAGGAUUUUGUCAUGCAAAGAAAUGUGUUGAAAGCACAUGUCCAUUGAUUCAGUCAUGUGGGGGACUAUAUCGCACAUAGAACUCAUGUGUAUAAUAAGAUUCAAGUUUUUUUAAAUGAACAUGUGUACUUGCCGGGAUUAGAAAAUGUUGCCGUAUGAAUGUCAAUGAAGGGAAAGCCUGAUUGCCACUGAUGACCUAAACCCUUCCCAUUAACAAAGAGACGCACAACUCACAUGCAUUUUGCUCAUCUCUGGUUAGUAAAAGCCCUCUGAUGGUUAAAUUACAUCAGAGUUGUUUCACAAUGUGAAACAACUCUACUAUCUCUCAAAUUCUCCACUGUGGACUGAUGAAAAGUAAUAUUACUCAUUUCUGCAGAGGACAUUGCUUAGAUCAUAACACUGUUUCACUGUUCUGGACUAGUAGAAAUAAGCAAGUGCCAAACUGAAUGAAUAUAACGUAAACAAAGCUGUUGUACCUCAAUAACUAUAUUUGCUAAAUUGGUAUCUUGUAUGGCACAGCUAAAGUUGUUUUUGAGCCAUGUGUGUUUGAGCAAAACUGUUUUACCUCAACCUAUUUUGACUCCCCAUUGAUGUGUUGUUGUCACAUUGUGAUUUGAUUGUUGAUUGUUAGAUGGGUUAGAUUUAUCUUAAAAGACAAAGGACUGAGUAUAUUAUUAUGUCCUCAGGGUUACGUGGAAACCACAGAAAAACAUAUAGGCUACUGCAUACACAAGUGACUCUUGUGUCAUGUUUAUGCUUUUUGUGCUAUUACAUAAUUUGUGAUCAUGGGCCAUUUGAUGCAGUUGUGUGGUAUCUAUGGGGGAUGUUGCCUGUCAUUUCCAAAGAAUGUGCAUUUGUUAUACUGAGGAAUGUAUCAAUGUUUACUGCCAUAAACCUUUGGCUCCUGAACCAUAUAAUCUUAUGCUCAGGUAUCUCAAGCACCUCAGGAUACUGGGAUGAUUGGUUGGAUUCACUUCCUCAUUUCGUUAAAUGGUGUAAUGCAUGCAUUCCAAAAAAACUGUGACUAACAGUUUAAUGAUUUGUGAAGAUACAAUUUUCCUACUAGUUAAUAAAAAACAUCUGACAAUAUUUAA